GGUUGACAGCGACAUGCCGCCGCAGGAGAAGUUUCCGGCGACCGCCGGAGUUUCCGGGGACCGGUCUUCCCCGCAGGACACGAGUCCCGACGGGGGCCUGUCAGCCUCGGCCUCGUCCGACGGCCUCUCGACCGUCAAGGGCCGCAAGAGCGACGACGACCCGGAUGACGAGGAGCAGCCCAAAGACAUGGACUUUGACGACCUGCUGCCGCACGUGGGCGAGUUCGGCACCUAUCAAAGGAUCCUGUUCGUGCUGAUGAUACCGUUCGCCUUCUUCGUCGCCUGGGUGUACUUCUCGCAGAUAUUCAUCACCCUCGUGCCGGAGGAGCACUGGUGCCGCGUGCCGGAAUUGGAGAAUCUCACAGUUGAGGAAAGGAUCGCCUUGGCGAUACCGCCCGGCGAGGAUGGCUUACAUUCCAAGUGCACCAUGUACGACGUAAAUUACACGGAGGUCCUGUCGAACGGGACCAGACAGGCGGACCCGACGUGGCCGACGAGGGGUUGCUCGCACGGCUGGGAGUUCAAUUUCACCGACGUCCCCUACGAGACCGUGGCGACCGAGUUGGGAUGGGUGUGCGAGCACAGCGCGCUGCCGACGACCGCCCAGAGCAUCUUCUUCAUCGGCGCGAUCUUCGGCGGCCUGAUCUUCGGAUGGAUCGCCGACAGAUACGGCAGAAUACCGGCGCUGGUCGGUGCCAAUGUCACCGGUUUCCUGGCGGGCGUCGCGACCGCCCUGGCCGGAAGUUUCUGGGAGUUCGCGCUGUGCCGGUUCUUCGUCGGCUUCGCCUUCGACAAUUGCUUCACCAUGAUGUACAUACUGGUACUGGAAUACGUGGGACCGAAAUGGCGCACUUUCGUGGCAAACAUGUCGAUAGCUCUCUUCUUCACGUUCGCCGCCUGCAUCUUACCCUGGAUCGCGUAUUUCCUGGCCGACUGGAGGAUGACCUGCAUCGCGAUAUCCGUUCCUCUGGCCCUGGCUGUGGCAGCGCCCUGGUUGGUGCCGGAGAGCGCGAGGUGGCUCGUCAGCCAAAACCAAGUGGAGAAGGCCAUUGGGAUCCUGGGUAAAUUCGAACGCAUGAACGGCACGAAAGUACCCGAGAACGUCUAUCAACAGUUUCGCGAAACCUGCGCCAGAGUGUGCAAGGAACAAGAGGCGGACAAGACUUAUUCCGUGGUGGAUCUAUUUAGGAGUCCGCGUUUGCGAAACACCACAAUUCUCCUCAUCAUUAUCUGGAUGGCGAUAUCGCUGGUAUUCGACGGUCACGUAAGAAACGUGAAUAAUCUCGGGCUCGACGUCUUUGUAACGUUUACCAUCGCGGCAUUUACCGAACUACCCGCCGACACGUUCCUCACCCUCGUCCUCGAUCGAUGGGGCCGACGAUGGUUGGCCUGCGGUACCAUGGUAAUUUCCGGAAUUUUCAGCAUUUGGGCCAGCGCGGUUUCGAACAAUAUUUAUUCGGCCACCUUGGCGAUCGUCGGUAGAUUCUGGGUCAACAUCUCGUACAACAUUGGUCUUCAGUAUGCGGCCGAGGUGCUGCCGACGGUUGUGAGGGCUCAAGGGGUCGCCUUGAUCCACAUAAUGGGAUACGUCGCCAGCAUUCUCGCGCCCUUUGUCGUUUACUUGGACACUGUCUCGUCCAUUUUACCGCUGUUGGUCCUCGGCAUUCUGGGCGUUUUAGGCGGCCUCCUGACGCUCCUGCUCCCGGAGACACUCGAUAAAGAUCUGCCGCAGACCUUGCAAGACGGCGAGGAUUUCGGAAAGGAUCAGAAGUUAUGGGACAUGCCGUGUCUCUCGAAAAAAAAGCCUGACGUGGAGGCGCCGCCGGUGACUAUCUUCCGGUCUUUCGAACGCAGCAGCUUCCGAAGUUCAAUGAGAGCGUCUAUUCGCGGCGAGACCUUGAGGAGCAGCAUGAUACAAAGAUCGAGCAGAUCGAGCGUAAGAUCGCGGAAGAGCGUGAAUGCGGCCACGGAAGCGGAGAAGCCGGAGAAGCCGGAGAACAAGUGAAUACCGAGAAACGAGGCCCUGAUUUUUAACUCAUUUCCUCUCUCUCUCUCUCUCACUCUUUCUCUCUCUACCGUUGUUCUUUCUCUCAGAAUUGUGUGAUACUGGAGCUAAAUCAAAUUAUGCAUACGCCUGUAUCCAACUGUGUCAAUGACAGUUUUAGAUAAAAAAGACGAGGCAGAGCGUUACCCGCUCUAUUGAGCGCUAAAUUUAUUUAAUUAGGGAAGGGAAGGGUUGUUGCAAAUUAAUUUUAAGUAUCGACAGUAGAGAAGUAGAAAUGUCAAUUAGAACUUAAGCAAAGAUUAGAAUUCAAUUAAAUCGCUCUAAUUGGCCGUUCUAUUUGCCUCUGCAGACCAUAGUAGAACACUUUCGAUUUUUUUUUCUAUUACAUUCUAAAUCCUAUAUGUGUGAUGCCCUCGAAAUCUUGGAUUUCGAGUAAAAAUUAUAGAUAGGGACUUUUAGCUGCAGUCAUGUAGUGUGCGAGACUACGAUUUUUUUAUUGAGAUUCGUACUUAUAUAUAUAUAUUUUUACCACGCUUGUAUUUAAUAGGAGGAAGAAGAAAACCGGUGUCGUGAGUUUAGAAACGCGUGAAGUUUCGAAACUCUCUUGCCUGUUCCUUGCGAAAUGCGCGACCUUCGAGGAAAAAAAAAAAGAAGAGGAGAAACUAAUAUUUUCAGAUGCACCGUUCCGAUCCCGCGGGUGGGAACCGUAUUGAGAAAUAGAUGAGAAAUAGAUAAAAGGCAAAUAUGUACUCGAGACAAUGCAAGAAACACCACUCGUAUGCGUUUUACAUAAAUUGAUCGCGUCGCCGUGCAGCCGCGACUCGCGUCGCUGUUGCUCACGUACACGUGUAGUAUAUGUAAUACAAUGUAUAUACAUAUAGCGGAUGCGAAUCAAAUUUUUGAGUUAUCUCAAAUGACGCGACUGACUGCGCGUUGAAUGCGAAUGAGGAUCGCGCGUUCUGAAUGGGAAAUUUUCGGAUAUAGCAGCUUCAUUGUGAUAACACGCGUAUAUAUACAUAUAUAUAUUGUAUAUAUAUAUAUACAUAUUGUAUAUAUAUAUACAUAUUGUAUAUAUAUAUACAUAUAAUAUCGACAAUCGACAUGUCCUUUUAUCGAACGUUCAUCUUUAUAGUUAUACCUUUCGUUGAAAUUCAGAUCUCGAGAUUUGUGUACAUAUGCAACAUAUUUUAUAAUGUAAAUAAGAACAUUAAAUUAAUUUGUAUCUCCCCGUCGAUCUGUGUUAAUAAACGUAGACGUAACAUUCAAUCGAAUGAAUAAUUAUCGACUAUGGAUACUUUUGAUUGAAAAGGCUGCUCUGACGAAGGUUGCGAUUGUUAAUGAACGGUAACAACUAUCGACAGCUCCUCGAUUGCAAACGAGAGGAUUUAUGUUGGCUCAAUUGUCGCGUUGCGUUGCGUCGACGAUUAUCGCCGACUCGAUGAGUUUAAACGCGCUAAUAUCGAGCACGACGAAAUGUCUAGUGCAGACAUUGGGGAUCGUUAAUAAUGAGCUGUAAUUUAAACCACCUUAUCACUGCACUGCGGUCGACCCACAAUUAAUCAUUUCGCGUGGAAUUUCAGAAUCUACUCAACGGGACCACGAUUCAUCACAGCUAGUCUAACGCGAGAAUCCGGAAAGCGCGCGACCUUCCUCGCUAUCUUGAUCUCGUCGACGAUAAAAUGCACGAUCGAUAUAACGCGGGCGAUCAUUAGCAUUAAGUAUUCACGAUAAGGUGAAUCGUUUAUAUCUGGCGAUAUACAUUGUGGAAAUACAUUGUAGAAUCGUACAGGACGGCUCGCGUAGUUAGACUGAGCUGCAAGGAAAACGAAGGAAGUUAUUCGAUCCGUGAAAGCAAAUAUUCGCUUUAUCAUUAAAAUUUCUUUAUCGAAAUUAAAUGGAAAUUUAGAUAACGGAAA
This is a messenger RNA of Wasmannia auropunctata (little fire ant), 3921 nucleotides long. Its product is annotated as organic cation transporter protein. The transcript is spliced from 8 exons. Gene Ontology annotation, molecular function: transmembrane transporter activity. Gene Ontology annotation, cellular component: membrane. NCBI's taxonomy places the organism in Eukaryota, Metazoa, Arthropoda, Insecta, Hymenoptera, Formicidae. Bases 14 to 2005 code for a protein of 663 amino acids. Gene Ontology annotation, biological process: transmembrane transport. The record is from RefSeq and is a predicted model, not a curated record.